AUGGUUCGAUCUUAUUUAAGUAUAUCCAUUGCUUUCUUUUUUGUCUGCCUUCAUUGCAUUGCUGAAAUUUUGAGAUCGAUCUGGCAAUGGGUAUUCCCAAUUCGUCCGAAAUCUCUCCACAAUGAAAUUAUAGUCAUUACAGGGGCUGGUAGAGGAUUAGGUAAAGCUUUGGCUUUAGAAACAAGUAAAUUGGGUGCUAUUGUGGUCAUUUGGGAUAUCGAUUCAGCCGCCAAUCAAUCUGUUGCUUGUGAUAUACGUAAUUCUGGUGGAAUAGCUUAUGAUUAUACGAUCGAUAUUACAAAUAAAGAAGCUGUUUAUGCAACUGCAGAAGCUGUCCUGACUGACAUUGGACCUGUAUCUCUGCUAAUUAAUAAUGCUGGUGUGGUCAAUGGUAAAACUUUAAUCAACAGCUGUGAUAGUAAAAUUGAAAAAACUUUAAAUGUCAAUAUGGUUUCCCAUUUUUGGACAAUUAAAGCUUUCUUGCCUUCCAUGAUGGCAAAAAAUCACGGUCAUAUCGUUGGGAUCGCAUCUCAACUCGGAUUUAUUGGUGCAGCUGGUCUAGUUGACUAUUGCUGUUCUAAGUUUGCAGUACUUGCUCUUGUCGAUUCAUUAAGAGAUGAAUUAUGGAUAUCAAAAUUUGAUGGUGUACAUUGCACAUGUGUUUGUCCCUUCCUCAUGGAUACUGGUUUAUUUCAUGGUAUUACUAUAAGAUUUCCUACGUUAUUCACUGCCAUUAAGGCCGAUGAUGCUGCAAAAUAUAUAAUUGAUGGAAUUCGUCGAAACAAGCAAUAUGUUACUCUACCGAAAUUAUUGUAUUUGGGUACCGUCCUAAAAAGCAUACUACCUGUUCCAGCACUCAAUGAAUUGUUGACUUUUGUUGGAAUGCAUGAUGCAAUGAAAACAUUUCAAGGACAUUGA
Messenger RNA from Trichoplax adhaerens, 918 nucleotides. RefSeq lists its product as uncharacterized. The record is from RefSeq and is a predicted model, not a curated record. NCBI's taxonomy places the organism in Eukaryota, Metazoa, Placozoa, Uniplacotomia, Trichoplacea, Trichoplacidae. Gene Ontology annotation, molecular function: oxidoreductase activity, acting on the CH-OH group of donors, NAD or NADP as acceptor. Bases 1 to 918 code for a protein of 305 amino acids. The transcript has 5 exons.